AAAUCGAAAGUGCGGCUUUCAAAGGAAAAGUAAAUAAACACGGGGCAGGGCAUGCUCGGGCAUCCUCACUCGAAUCAUGAACACAGACACAACUCUAAACCAUCAGCACGCAAUACUUUUUUUUAACCAUCAUGUUUGCAAGCUGUAUCAAAAUUGUAAACAAUAUAAAUGUUUGUCUCUUGUGUCUAGACCCGGUUGUGACGUUAACCGAGUAAAAAAAGGCUACGUUAGCUAACUUAAGCUGUGAAACAGGAGUAGAAACACACGCAAUGCACCGAGAUGGACUCAUCCUCUACCACAGACGCCAAAGUCAUUUGGCAAGAAGGUGACGGAUGCAUUGCACCGAACCCGAAGGAUGGUUCCUUGCAAGAGGCAACAAUCCAGAGUCUUCUCUCCUCCUCAACUCAUAAUCAUGAAGAUACCACGGUGUUGGUAAAGUUUAUCAAUCACAACAUCCAUGAUGAUGAUGCUGAUGCUGAAAAAGAAGUAACGAUACCAGUCUCCAAGCUUCAACGAGCCGGCUCCGGUCAGAUCUCCCAUGAGAAGCCCCUGUUCCCCAGCCUGAAUCCCCUUGGCACGGCUGUUCACUUAGUGCUCUCUCUGGGUGAGAAAGUCCCAUACACCGUCAACAGGUACUUGAGGGACUACCAACGAGACGGCAUCAAGUUCAUUCAUGAAAACGUGAACUUAUCCAGAGGCUGCAUCCUUGGGGAUGACAUGGGCUUAGGGAAAACAGUUCAGGUCAUUGGCUUUCUUAGCGCUGUGCUUCACAAGACCGGAACCUGGGAGGACGUUGAGAACAACAAGCCUCGAUUCCUCAGGACUCAGUCGUUUUCAGAGCAGAGGAGACCCAGCAAGGUGUUCUUGAUUGUGGCCCCGCUGUCGGUGCUGUACAACUGGAAGGAGGAGCUGGACACCUGGGGCCACUUCCAGUGCGUGGUGAUCCACGGGCUGCGGAAGGAGGAGGAGCUGUCCCGCAUCAGGGACGGGCGCUUUGAGGUCGCCCUCACCACCUACGAGACCCUUCGCCUCUGUCUGGAUCAGUUCAAUAGUAUCGACUGGUCUGCUGUUAUUGUGGAUGAGGUACACAAAUUAAAGAAUCCUAAAUCCCAGAUAACACAGGCUAUGAAGGAGCUCAAGUGCAAGGUUAGAAUUGGUCUGACUGGGACCAUACUGCAAAACAACCUGGAGGAGUUCUGGUGUGUCAUGGAUUGGGCCAUACCUGCAUGUCUGGGAAGCCUUGGAAACUUCAAGAACCGGUACUCUGAUCCGGUGGAGCAGGGCCAGAAGCACAGCGCAACCAAGCGCUCCCUAGCCACCGCCAGGAGGGCUGUCCGGGGGCUGGCCACCAGGGUCUCCCCCUGGUUCCUCAGGAGAACCAAGGCCCUCAUCAAGGACCAGCUACCAAAGAAGGAUGACCGGGUGGUGUACUGCGCUCUGACGGACUUCCAGCGGUCGGUGUAUCAGACUGUGCUGGACACUGAAGACGUCAUGUUAAUUCUGAGGUCUUCGGACAAAUGUGACUGUCAAAGCGGUCGCACUCGGCGUAGCUGUUGCUAUAAAACCAAUUCUGCUGGUGUGGAAGUGAAGGUGCUGUACUUUAGCUACUUGACCAUAUUGAGGAAGGUCGCAAAUCACGUUGCCCUGCUGCGGUCUACGGAUGGAACCAGCAAGAAACAAAAAGAUUUAGUGGGCGCCGUCUGCGAGAAGGUUUUCCAGAAGUUUCCGGACUUCCUGCGGAGAUGCAAAGAAGAGGCGUUUGAGGCUAUAUCUGACCCCAUGUACAGCGGGAAAAUGAAGGUUCUGCAGAAGCUCUUGAGAUAUUACAUGAAGAGGAGGGACAAAGUGCUUAUUUUCUCUCUUUCCACAAAGCUGCUGGAUGUGCUGGUGAGCUACUGCAUGGCGGAGGGGUUGGAGUACAGCCGGCUGGACGGCAACACCAAGGCCAAAGACCGGGUCAAGAUCGUCAAGGACUUCAACAGCAGCCCCCACACUAACCUCUGCCUGGUCUCCACCAUGGCGGGUGGCCUUGGCCUGAACUUUGUGGGAGCCAAUGUGGUGGUGCUGUUUGACCCCACCUGGAACCCAGCCAAUGACCUGCAAGCUAUCGAUCGUGCCUAUCGUAUUGGCCAGUGGAGGGAUGUCACUGUGCUACGGCUGAUCUCAUUGGGUACUGUGGAGGAGAUCAUCUACCUCCGACAGGUUUACAAACAGCAACUGCAGAGCACAGUGGUGGACCGGGAGAGUGCACGGCGGUACUUUGAGGCGGUGCAGGGCACAGACGGCCAUCAGGGGGAGCUCUUCGGGACCAAGAACCUCUUCAGGCUGCAGACCCAGGGGACCUGCCUGACCCGCCAGCUGCUGGAGCGGGAGGGUCGCGUGGAGGCCGGUGUGGUCACAGCCAGCACGCACGCGGGCGGGGCCGACGGCGGUGAAGAGGCGGGCGGCGAGGAGGAGACAGGCGAUUCUGGGAAACCCGCGCCCGCUGAUGCCUCCAAACCAAACAGCCCACCGGGCGAAGGGUCCAACACCCCCUCCUCCAGGGGGGUGUUGGACUUUAGCAGCGGCAGCGAAGAGGACGACGUCGGAGGCAACAUCAGGAGGAGGGAGGGCGCGGAGCUCCGCGGGGAAGACGGGAACAACGCCAACACCGCCUCCCCCCGACCCAACCUCCUCCACUGCGGCUUCUCCCGGCUGCUGACGGGGGGGGCGCAGAUGCCGUCCUCCGGGGUGGAGGACAGCAGUCUGAGUGAGGGGGAGUCGGGUGGUGGUGGUGGUGGAGGUGGUGUUGAGGAGCGAUCCACCAAGAAGAAGCAGAAAGAGGUGGAGGAGGGGUGCACUUCCCAGGGGUCCUCAUCCGGUACCCCUGGGAACGGCGUCUCCGUCAAAGGUGGGGUCCUCCCCGACACCUCAGGUGGGUCCGGGGGAGAGGGCCGCCACAGAAGGUGGACGAGCGCAAAAAGGGCGGAGGGGAUGAGGAGGACGGGAUCGGACGAGGCCCGAGCAGCCCCCCGAGGGCGGCACGUGACGUCAGACACCGACGAAUCGGACGACCUGGGCGAGGCGGUGAGAGGCGGAGAGAGAGGCGGAGCCAACCGUACCAACAGGAAGAAACCCGCCGUCAGGGCCCGGUCCAAACACACGGAGCACAUCGAGACGUUCACCUCGUCUGAAGAGGAACACACGCCGGUCAAGAAGGGGAGAUCGGCGAGAGCAGACGGGUCCAGAGGGCUGACCGAUGGAGGCAAAACACCAAAAAUGGCGGACACUUUAAGGCCGCACGGCUCGAAAAGCGUCUCGUUCACCUCGCUGAAACCGCAGACGCACAGAGAUGGAACUAUUGACACCGUUCUAGGUGGAGUCAGUGAGGUGCUGUACACCCAUUCUAACCAGCGAGUGGUGGGCGGGAGCAAGGCCGAGGAGCGAAUCAGCCGGGCCGCCGUACGGGACGUGUUUGACCGGCAGAUGUAUUCGCAGUUCCCAGCUAAUCAUCUUGUAGGCACCCAGGAGAGCGAGUCGUCAGAGGGCCCUCCGGCCUCGGCAGCAGCCAGAGAGGAGGGUGAGAGGAGCCGGGCGGGGGCAAGCGGACUCAGGGUGCAGCACCCAGUCACCUCCGAUCGCCAGGCUGUCCACCACGGCCGGGAGGACACCUUUAUCCUGGGGCAGACGCCGCAAGCCAUACGCAGGCAGCAGCUGGACCAGAUGGCGUCCGAACUGGGCAUGUCUUCAGUCCGUGCCUUUGCGGAGGACGUCCUGAGCAGCAGCUCGGGUCAGAGACUAGCCUGGCUCAGACGGUACUACUCGUCCCUGGACCGUCCAGACCUGGCCGACAUGGUCACCAACUGGUUCCCCGAGCCCUCCGUGGGCCAGUCCACCUCCGUAGUGCGGCCCCCAAGCUCUCCCGCCCCUAAACCCAAAUGCAGAAGGAAAGUCUCUCCUCAGAAGGCUAGAGGGGAAUCUAAAGCCAGAGAAACGCCUCUUUUAACACCUCAGAAAUCCCCCAGAAUCCCUCAGGGGAGGGUCGCUGUUGGGGGCCGUGACAUCGGCAGAGGCCGUAAGAGGACACAUAGGGCGAGUGUUUCCAGCAGCGCCGCCUCCAGAGCUGCAGGGGGUCCUUGCUCGGACCCGGCCAGCAGCAGCAGUCUGGAGCCCUGUGGGGAGGCCGCUGCCCUGGACCCAACAGCCUCCGGUGCUGCGGUGGGCCGGACGGACAGGGCAUGCCCCCCGUACCCCCACAGAGAGGCCCCUUCCCCCUCGGACCCCCGUUCCAUCCUCACGGAGCUCAUCGGAGACACGUCGAUCCUGGACGACCUGUUCAGACCCACCUCAGCCAGAGGGGCGCCGCAGAGGCGGUUGGCGGCGGCGAGCCCCUCUCAGACCCCCCGACCCUGUCUCCAUGCCGAUGGCAGCGACCCCGCCACGCAAGCCCGCUCGGCCCCACCCCCCCCUCCUCCUCCGCCGCGUCACACGGCAGGCCGCAGAGACUUCUGGGACAUUUUGAACGAAGGCAGCGAGGAGAGCCUUGAGCGGCUGACGGACCUGUCGGUGCUGGAGAGGGUGCGUGGGAGGACGGCCCGCCCGGACCGGGGCGCGUCUGGGGAAGGAGGGGGCUCCGCACUAUGGAAGACUAAUGACAAGUUUCUGUGGAAGAAAUAGCAGGGUGGAGGGUGACGGUGCUACAGUGGGAUUCAAUUUAAAGAAGAAUUGUGAAGCCAGGGAUUAUGUUGCUUUCUCUUUCUUACUUUUUAGGUUUUUAAUAUUUCAAGAUAAAGAAAAAAUGUGUUUUCCUCCCUGUUUUAUUAUAAUAUCUAGCUUUGUUUUUAGUAUAUUUUAAUGACAUGCAAAACAUGCCGUAGGUAUUUAUGCAAAGUAAGCUGUAAAAAAAAUCGGUUCAAAAACUUCAAUAAACAGAAUUUGCAGACCUC
Molecule: messenger RNA, 4925 nt
Organism: Gadus chalcogrammus (walleye pollock)
Lineage: Eukaryota; Metazoa; Chordata; Actinopteri; Gadiformes; Gadidae
Gene: ercc6l2
Product: excision repair cross-complementation group 6-like 2
Exons: 20
Coding region: 280-4656 (1458 amino acids)
Molecular function (GO): ATP-dependent chromatin remodeler activity; ATP binding
Source: RefSeq, a predicted model, not a curated record